Otolemur garnettii (small-eared galago) is the source of this 1836-nucleotide messenger RNA. RefSeq names its product selenium binding protein 1 (gene SELENBP1). Gene Ontology annotation, molecular function: selenium binding; protein binding. The transcript is spliced from 12 exons. Bases 341 to 1621 code for a protein of 426 amino acids. The record is from RefSeq and is a predicted model, not a curated record. NCBI's taxonomy places the organism in Eukaryota, Metazoa, Chordata, Mammalia, Primates, Galagidae.
ACCAGGACAGCCUCUCAUCGGCUCUGCCUGCUCUUUGAAAACUCUCCGGACCAAAGUGUACCAACAGCAUGGCUACAAAAUGUGGGAAGUGUGGACCUGGCUACCCUACCCCUCUGGAAGCCAUGAAAGGACCCAGAGAGGAGAUUGUCUACCUGCCUUGUAUUUACCGAAACACGGGCACUGAGGCCCCAGAUUACCUGGCCACUGUGGAUGUGGACCCCAAGUCUCCCCAGUAUUGCCAGGUGAGGCGAGACUUAGGCACCAGCUACCUUGAGACCCCUGUGUCCCCAGCCCUGGGUCUGCCUUUCCCUAGCUCCAUCCUUCUUGGCCCUCCCUGGAUAUGGUUGUGCUGGCUGUUGACUACGCCAGGGACAAGGUCAUCCACCGGCUGCCCAUGCCCAACCUGAAGGACGAGCUACAUCACUCAGGGUGGAAUACGUGCAGCAGCUGCUUCAGUGACAGCACCAAGUCUCGCUCCAAGCUGGUGCUGCCGGGCCUCAUCUCCUCUCGAGUCUACAUCAUAGAUGUGGGCUCUGAGCCCCGGGCACCAAAGCUGCAUAAGGUCAUUGAGCCCAAGGACAUCCAUGCCAAGUGUGAGCUCGCCUAUCUGCAUACCAGCCACUGCCUGGCCAGCGGGGAGGUGAUGAUCAGCUCCCUGGGAGACCCCCAGGGCAAUGGCAAAGGGGGCUUUGUGCUGCUGGAUGGGGAGACUUUUGAAGUAAAGGGGACAUGGGAGCGGCCUGGGGGUGCUGCCCCACUGGGCUAUGACUACUGGUACCAGCCUCGACACAAUGUCAUGGUCAGCACCGAGUGGGCAGCCCCCAGAGUCUUACGAGAUGGCUUCAACCCCGCUGAUGUGGAGGCAGGGCUAUAUGGGAACCACUUACAUGUGUGGGACUGGCAGCGCCAUGAGAUCGUGCAGACCUUGCCUCUGAAGGAUGGGCUCAUCCCCCUGGAGGUCCGCUUCCUGCACAACCCAGAUGCUGCCCAGGGGUUUGUGGGCUGUGCCCUCAGCUCCACUGUCCAGCGCUUCUACAAGAAUGAGGGAGGUACUUGGUCAGUGGAGAAGGUGAUCCAGGUGCCCCCCAAAAAAGUGAAGGGCUGGAUGUUGCCUGAGAUGCCCGGUCUGAUCACUGACAUCCUGCUAUCCCUGGAUGACCGCUUCCUCUACUUCAGCAACUGGCUGCAUGGGGAUCUGCGGCAGUAUGACGUGUCAGAUCCACAGAGCCCUCGCCUCGCUGGACAGAUCUUCCUUGGGGGCAGCAUUGUCAAGGGAGGCCCUGUGCAAGUGCUGGAGGACCAGGAACUAAAGUCCCAGCCAGAACCCCUAGUGGUCAAGGGGAAACGGGUGGCUGGAGGCCCUCAGAUGAUCCAGCUCAGCCUAGACGGGAAGCGUCUCUAUGUCACCACUUCGCUGUACAGUGCCUGGGACAAACAGUUCUAUCCUGAUCUCAUCAGGGAAGGCUCUGUGAUGCUGCAAAUUGAUGUAGACACAGUAAAGGGAGGGCUGAAGCUGAACCCCAACUUCUUGGUGGACUUCGGAAAGGAGCCCCUCGGCCCAGCCUUGGCCCAUGAGCUCCGUUACCCUGGAGGCGACUGCAGCUCUGACAUCUGGAUCUGAAGUCCACCCUUCAUGAGCCAGGCUCACAGUCAGAGUCCCCACUUCCACAGGGACCUGGCUUCACACUACUCUCUCUCGGCCCUUGACUCUUGGCAGCUUGUCCCACUAUGGCCACUGAGUCUCUAGAAAUAUACUGAGCGGCAUCUUCAUGUACUCACCAUAGCUGCUUCUUGCUCCUUGAGCACCAAGGAAUAAACAGGUGAAACUACUCCUCA